Messenger RNA from Drosophila navojoa, 5350 nucleotides. RefSeq names its product Glutamyl-prolyl-tRNA synthetase (gene GluProRS). NCBI's taxonomy places the organism in Eukaryota, Metazoa, Arthropoda, Insecta, Diptera, Drosophilidae. Gene Ontology annotation, molecular function: ATP binding; proline-tRNA ligase activity; glutamate-tRNA ligase activity. Gene Ontology annotation, biological process: glutamyl-tRNA aminoacylation; translation; prolyl-tRNA aminoacylation. The record is from RefSeq and is a predicted model, not a curated record. Gene Ontology annotation, cellular component: aminoacyl-tRNA synthetase multienzyme complex; cytoplasm.
UUCAUCAAAAUAAAUCCGAGGUGGUGGCAGCUUGCCGUGCACUUGUAUAUAAGUCGACCAAUUUCAUAAUUUACGAACAGUUUGCAAACGAAUUUAUAUAUAGGCAGUAUGUCUAUUAAAUUAAAAGCAAACGUUAAUAAUCCGCCCAUCAGUGGCUUGGCAACGGCGCAUUUGAUCAACCCAUCAGUGCCUGUGGAAAUUGUUUGGAGUAAGGAGACUUCGCUACAGUUCCCGGACAACCGUGUCCUGGUUUGUCACUCGAACAAUGACGUCUUGCGGGCGCUGGCACGUGCAGCACCGGACUAUAAGCUCUAUGGCGAAACGGCCAUUGAACGCACACAAAUCGAUCACUGGCUUUCGUUCUCGCUGACAUGCGAGGAUGACAUCUCUUGGGCCAUGUCCUUCCUGGACAAGUCCAUUGCGCCAGUCACUUACCUGGUAGCCAAUAAGUUGACUAUAGCUGACUUCGCGCUAUUCAACGAGAUGCAUUCGCGUUAUGAAUUCCUCUCGGCGAAGGGCAUUCCACAGCACGUGCAGCGCUGGUAUGAUCUGAUCAACGCACAGCCACUGAUCCAAAAGGUUCUGAAAUCUUUGCCGGAGGAGGCACGUGUCAAGCGUAGCACAAGCGAACCCGCAGCAAAGAGCGGCGAGCGCAAGCAGGAAGGCAAAUUCGUCGAGCUGCCUGGCGCUGAGAUGGGCAAGGUUGUGGUACGAUUCCCUCCAGAGGCCUCUGGGUAUUUGCACAUUGGACACGCCAAGGCGGCGCUGCUUAACCAAUACUACGCACUGGCCUUCCAGGGAAAGCUAAUUAUGCGCUUCGACGACACAAAUCCUGCCAAAGAGACUGUAGAGUUCGAAAACGUCAUACUUGGAGAUCUGGAACUGUUGCAGAUCAAGCCGGAUGUGUUCACGCACACUUCCAACUAUUUUGAUCUCAUGCUUGACUACUGUGUUCAAAUGCUGAAAGAGGGCACGGCCUAUGUAGAUGAUACGCCGCCCGAGCAAAUGAAGCUGGAGCGUGAGCAGCGCAUCGAAUCGGCAAACCGUUCGAACUCUGUUGAGAAGAAUCUAGCCAUGUGGCAGGAAAUGGUGCAGGGCACCGAGGCUGGCCAAAAGUGCUGCGUGCGGGCCAAGAUUGACAUGUCCUCGCCCAAUGGCUGCAUGCGUGAUCCGACAAUCUAUCGUUGCAAGAAUGAACCACAUCCGCGCACAGGCACCAAAUACAAGGUCUAUCCCACUUACGACUUUGCCUGCCCCAUUGUGGAUGCCAUUGAGAACGUGACGCACACGCUGCGUACCAUGGAGUACCAUGAUCGUGACGAUCAGUUCUAUUGGUUUAUUGAUGCACUUAAACUGCGCAAGCCAUACAUUUGGGAAUACAGUCGGCUCAAUAUGACGAAUACGGUGCUCUCGAAGCGUAAGCUUACUUGGUUCGUGGAGUCGGGCCUGGUCGAUGGUUGGGACGAUCCACGUUUCCCCACGGUGCGCGGCAUCAUUAGACGCGGAAUGACAGUCGAAGGACUCAGGGAGUUCAUCAUUGCACAAGGUAGCAGCAAAUCUGUGGUGUUUAUGAAUUGGGACAAGAUCUGGGCCUUCAACAAGAAGGUUAUCGAUCCCAUUGCACCGCGUUACACCGCGCUGGACUAUGAUAAACGCAUCAUUGUGAAUGUGGCCGGUGCCAAGUUGGAAAAGGUUCAAGUGCCAGUGCAUCCCAAGGAUGAGAAGCUCGGCACGAAGACCGUCACAUUGGGUCCGCGCAUAUACAUCGACUAUGUGGACGCUGAGGCUCUCAAAGAGGGCGAGAAUGCCACAUUCAUCAACUGGGGCAAUUUGCUCAUCAAGAAAGUCCACAGAGAUGCCAGUGGCGCAAUCACCUCCGUGGAUGCCGCGCUCAAUUUGGACAACAAAGACUUCAAGAAGACGCUAAAACUCACCUGGUUGGCAGUAGAGGACGAUGCCACGGCGUAUCCACCCACGUUUUGUGUUUACUUUGACAAUAUUAUUAGCAAAGCGGUUCUGGGCAAGGAUGAGGACUUUAAGCAAUACAUUGGCCACAAGACGCGCGAAGAAGUCCAGAUGCUUGGCGAUCCAGAGCUCAAGAAAUGCAAAAAAGGCGACAUCAUUCAACUGCAACGUCGCGGCUUCUUCAAGGUGGACAACGCCUAUGCACCUCCCAGUCCGUACACAAAUGUCACCUCACCCAUCAUUCUCUUCUCCAUUCCCGAUGGCCAUACUAAAGAUAUGCCCUCAUCUGGCCUGAAGAUCAAUGCAGGCCCAGCGCCAGUUGCGAAAACGAAUGCGACCAGCAAUAAAACUGCCAACGUUGCAUCCGAUAAAGCCGCUGAUUUGGAUAAACAAAUUGUUCAGCAGGGCGAUCUGGUGCGUGAGCUAAAGGCUAAAAAGGCAGCGAAAGACCAAAUCGACGUUGCAGUUAAGCAGCUGCUCAGCCUGAAAGCCGACUACAAGGCAGCCAGCGGAAAGGAUUGGAAGCCUGGCCAGGCACCAGCAGCUAUGGCACCAACAAGUGUUGCUCCAGCUGCUGCUGGCGAUGCAGCCAGUGUCAAUGCGAGCAUUGUGAAGCAGGGAGAUUUAGUGCGCGAGCUGAAGAGCAAGAAGGCAGCUAAGCCAGAGAUUGAUGCGGCUGUCAAGCAAUUGCUGGAGCUAAAAGCUCAAUAUAAAACUCUGACUGGGCAGGAUUGGAAACCAGGAACCGUAGUUGCAGCUGCAGCAGCGCCAGCGCCAGCUGCACCUGCAGCUUCAGCUUCCGCGUCCUCAGACAUUUCUGCAGUGCUGGCUCAAAUCUCAGCUCAAGGCGAUAAAGUGCGCGAACUGAAGGCAGCCAAGGCUGAUAAGGCCACCAUCGAUGCAGCCGUAAAGACGCUGCUCAGCUUGAAGGCGGACUACAAGCAGCUCAGCGGCAGCGAUUGGAAGCCAGGCACGACAGCGCCGGCCGCCAUCAAAGUUAAGCAGGAGAAGUCGCCGGAACCGGCAGCUGCCACUGCCGUAGCCAACUUGCUGAACAAGAUCACGCAGCAGGGCGAUAAGAUUAGACAACUAAAGUCUGCCAAGUCGGAAAAAUCGCUGGUCGAUGCUGAAGUUAAGCUGCUGUUGGCUCUAAAGACCGACUACAAGAGUCUUACGGGUCAGGAAUGGAAGCCAGGCACCGUAGCGCCAAUAACUGCCCCAGUCGCUACCGUGGAUCUGACUGCUGAGGAGGCAGGCAGUGGUGGUGAGGUUGGCAGUGUCUUGUCUAAAAUCAAAGAGCAGGGUGAUAAAAUACGUCAACUAAAGUCAGCUAAAGCAGCCAAGGCAGCCAUCGAUCCGGAGGUGCAGAAGCUGCUCGCUCUGAAGGCAGAGUACAAAACUUUAACUGGCAAAGAUUGGACACCUGACGCCAAGGUCGAGGUUAAGGUGGAGAUUAAAACUGAGGUGGCUGCGUCUGCCAGUGAUCAGCUGACGUUGGACAUCAAUGCUCAGGGCGAAAAGGUGCGUGCCGCCAAGAGCAGCAAUGCUGCCAAAGAGAUUAUUGACGAAGAGGUCCGUAAGCUGCUGGAAUUGAAAGCCAAAUACAAGGAGGUAACCGGCACCGAUUUUCCCGUGGCUGGCCGCGUUGGUGGCGGCAGCUCUGCUAAGAAGGCAGCCAAAGAACCGCAGCAAAAGGCGGCGAAGCCGGCCAAAAAACCUGCGCCAGCUGCACCUAAACCGGACUCUUCAAGUGGUGUAAAGAAACAAACCCGAUUGGGCCUGGAAGCCACGAAGGAGGAUAACCUGCCUGACUGGUACUCGCAGGUGAUAACCAAGGGUGAAUUGAUAGAGUACUAUGAUGUUUCCGGUUGCUAUAUACUGCGUCACUGGUCCUUUGCGAUUUGGAAGGCGAUCAAGAACUGGUUCGAUGCGGAAAUCACGAGCAGGGGUGUCAAGGAGUGCUACUUCCCAAUCUUUGUCUCGAAAGCGGCGCUGGAGCGUGAGAAGGAUCAUAUUGCUGACUUUGCACCGGAAGUGGCAUGGGUGACCAAGUCAGGUGAUUCGGACUUGGCCGAACCAAUCGCAGUGCGUCCUACCUCUGAAACGGUCAUGUAUCCCGCCUACGCUAAGUGGAUACAAUCCUAUAGAGAUUUGCCCAUUCGCCUCAAUCAGUGGAAUAAUGUUGUGCGUUGGGAAUUCAAGCAUCCUCAGCCGUUCCUGCGCACUCGUGAGUUCCUCUGGCAGGAGGGUCACACGGCGUUUGCCACCAAGGAGGAGGCCGAUAAGGAAGUGCUAGAAAUCUUGGAUCUGUACGCGCAGAUCUAUACAGAUCUGCUGGCCAUACCCGUGGUGAAGGGACGCAAGACCGAAAAGGAGAAGUUUGCUGGCGGCGACUACACCACAACAGUGGAGGCCUUCAUUUCGGCUUCGGGCCGUGCUAUACAGGGUGCGACCAGUCAUCACUUGGGUCAAAACUUCUCCAAAAUGUUUGAGAUUGUCUACGAGGAUCCGGAAACGCAGCAGAAAACAUAUGUGCAUCAGAACUCGUGGGGCAUCACCACGCGCACCAUUGGCGUCAUGAUUAUGGUGCAUGCGGACAAUCAGGGUCUGGUGCUGCCUCCGCAUGUGGCAUGUGUGCAGGCUAUUGUCGUUCCGUGUGGUAUUACGGUUAACACUAAAGAUGAGGAGCGAGCCGAGUUGUUGGGCGCCUGCAAAGAGCUGGAACGCCGUUUAAGCGGCUCUGGCGUGCGCUGUGAGGGCGACUAUCGCGACAAUUAUUCGCCUGGCUGGAAGUUCAACCACUGGGAGCUGAAAGGUGUGCCGAUUCGCAUCGAGCUGGGUCCCAAGGACAUGCAGGCGAAGCAAAUUGUGGCCGUGCGACGUGAUACCGGUGAGAAAUUAACCAUUGCCAUGGCCGACGUGGAAAAGAAGAUUCCUGCCCUUCUGGAAACCAUUCACGGAAGCAUGCUCAACAAGGCGCAGUUGGAUCUGGUGUCGCACACAAAGCUCGUCAAGUCUUGGACCGACUUCUGCGGCCAACUGGAGAAGAAGAACUUGCUGCUAGCUCCCUUCUGCGGCGACACAUCCUGCGAGGAUAAGAUUAAAGCGGACAGCGCGCGCGGGGAAGAGAACGAGGCCGAGCCUGGUGCACCGUCCAUGGGUGCCAAAUCUCUGUGCAUACCUUUCGAGCAGCCAUCAAAUAUUACCGACACUGACAAGUGCAUCAAUCCCAGCUGUACGAACAAGCCCAAGUUCUACACAUUGUUUGGUCGCAGCUACUAAUGGAUCACAACUUUGAUUACCAAUUUGUACUCAAUAAUUGGACCUCGCUUUUCUCCAGACUUUGUUCAAAUCCUUAUUUAAUUUCCUAAAUAGUAACUCAACA